AAAAUAGAAUUUACCAUUGCAAUCCUUUCUCAUUUCGCUAUCUUUCUGUUUCGUAAAUAUCUUUUCUUUUGCCGCGACAAUAUGAUACCGUCUUCAACUCUCCUAUCCCUCGCCGGCGCCUUCGCUCCGGUCAGCUUCUCCGGCGAAAUGGGUCAUCCCCAAACCAACUCUUCUUCAAAACCCAGAAAGGUUUUCACCAGUUUCUGCAAAAAGGCACUUCCUUUGCAACGGCACAGUAUCAAUAGUUUGAAUUUGAAGAGAAGGAACUCACUUUUGAGCUUUGCUUUCGGUAAAGAAGCCAAUGACAACUCUUUCUCGGAUGUAGGUGAAGAUACCGAUGAUAUGUAUGAUGAAUUAUUAAGUAACUAUGGACAAGUAGUAUAUAAGAGAAAAGACCAAAAGCCUGCAAGUGCAGAGAUUGAUGAUGAUUCCGAAAGCCUAUCAUUUGCUGUGGAACUGGCCACGGUUGCAAGUGAGGUUAAGGCAGGGGAUAUAAAGGUCUUGUUUGUGAAGCCACUUGUUUACUGGACUCGAUUUUUUAUCAUAGCUACAGCAUUUUCUCGUCCCCAAAUUGAUGCUAUCGGGUCAAGAAUUAGAGACCGAGCUGAAAAGAAAUAUGGUAAAAUUCCAAAUGGAGACUUGAAACCCAACUCAUGGACCCUGUUGGACUUCGGUGAUGUUGUUGUCCAUUUAUUUCUUCCCCCACAAAGAGCUUUCUAUAAUUUGGAAGAGUUUUAUGGUAAUGCAACAUCAGUAGAGCUGCCUUUUGAAAAUCAACCACCAUUUCGCAAUGAGGGAGCCUACGGUUUUUCGGAUGAUGCAGAAAGUUGAUUAAUUGUUAGCUUUGAGAAGACCAAUAAUCACUGUCAAUUUAAGUUUGUUUACAUUAGCAUGAUGUAAACAAUUCAACACACUUAUCCACACAAGACUUUGCUUGUGUGAUGAGUGGAGGCUCAUUCCAUUGCAGAAAGGAAAGUGACAGUAUCAAUUGAUUCAAUGUUCAGUUUUUUCUUUCUUUCUUAGUAUGGUAUUUCCUCUAAGAAAACUGUAAUAGAUGGGUUUGGAUAAGCAGGGAGGGAAGGGGUAGAAAACUAGAAAAGUAGAUCAGAAUUGUUUGUAUUCAUCAAAUUGGCCAUGUGAAUCUAUCUAUAUUUAUGCAGUAUAGUUUGAUUU
Molecule: messenger RNA, 1173 nt
Organism: Medicago truncatula (barrel medic)
Lineage: Eukaryota; Viridiplantae; Streptophyta; Magnoliopsida; Fabales; Fabaceae
Product: protein Iojap, chloroplastic
Exons: 5
Coding region: 82-831 (249 amino acids)
Biological process (GO): negative regulation of translation; negative regulation of ribosome biogenesis
Molecular function (GO): ribosomal large subunit binding
Source: RefSeq, a predicted model, not a curated record